Molecule: messenger RNA, 4245 nt
Organism: Hyaloperonospora brassicae
Lineage: Eukaryota; Oomycota; Peronosporomycetes; Peronosporales; Peronosporaceae
Source: the annotation of a GenBank genome assembly
AUGACGUGGACCUGCACGGCGUGCGAGUUCACGGCCAACGAAGAUGGCCAAGAGGCGUGCGUGGCCUGUGGCUCGGAGCGGCCGGAAGAGGAAGAGCCGCCGCUCGCGUUGGCCGCGGAUCCGACCGCCGAGAGCCCUAGCGACGACGCUGUCGUGCCAGAGGUUGUGGUGAUUGAGCUGCCGGCCAAGGAGAAGCUCGGGGUGAAGCUCAUGCCGCCCAAAGACGGCGUGAUCCACCACGGGCUGGCGAUCGACAACAUUAACAAUCCGCUGCUGGAGAACAAAGUGCAGGCCGGUGACCUGAUCGUCGCCAUUGGCGGCCAGAACGUGGACGGCAUGGGGUUCUCAGACGCCAUUGAUCUGAUCCGGAAGAUGCCGCGGCCGCUGGCGAUUUCGUUUGAGAUUGACGAAGUGCGUCGACAAGAAGUCGUGCGGGAGAAGUUCCAGCUGAACAAGGACGACGACCUGGACACGCAGCUGACGACGUACGCCGUCGUGUUUGACAAUGGGCCCAUGGGACUGAACCUCGAAGAAGCUGUGCGGUACGGCAUUGACGGCGCCGUGGUGCGCGCGCUCAAGGGCCAAGCCAAGACGAGCGGCAUGAUUACGAUUGGCGACAUUGUGUACAAGGUGAACGAGACGGACGUGCUGUGUAUGCCGUACCUGGAGGUGAUGAACGUCCUGCGCAACGCCACGGCCCCCAAGACGUUGCAGUUUGUGCCGAAAGACAAGCUGGCGGAUGUCCAGCGUGUGAAUUCGCGCCACUCAGAGUCGUUCCGACUUCGAGAGUCGACGUCGAACGUGAAACAAAAGCUGAUGAACAACCCACGCAUUGUCAAGGACGAUGGCAACGACGGGGACGACAAUCAGUCGAUUGCACAGCUGAUUCUCGAUAACAAAGCAGCGACGAUCAAGAAGGGACGUAUGUACAAACAGGGACGUGUGAUGCGCAACUGGAAGUCACGGUACUUUGUGCUGAGUGUGUCGAAAGUAGAGUAUUUCAAGAGUCCGAGCUCGACGGCAGCACGUGGCGAAAUGAGUUUCCUCGAUCACCGAUGUACCGUGCGGUCACUACCUCGAACGGGCGACGUGGUGUGCCGAUCGCCAAACGUGACAGCAGAGUAUUUGCUCGAGCUCCGUGUAGAUGAUCGUCGCAUGGUCAUGGCCUGUACGUCGGAGUCGGACAAGAAAGGCUGGAUGGAUGCGAUCAAGUUGGCUAUCGAUGCCUCCAAGACAGUCAAUCGCACCCAGAGUCUUGGGGAGUCGCUACGCGAGGCCAAAGCUUUACGUACGCACCGCACUGAGAGUGUUUCCAUGGACGGGACAUUCUUGGACCGCAAUGCCGGUGGACGCCUGUCGCAGUUCAAUUACGACGCGUUUUCGACCCCUGUCAUCCACGUCGGUGUUUUAUCUGCGACAAACCUGACAAAGUCCGGCAGUUCUGUGAACGCGCUUUGUGAGGUCACGGUAGGCGCAGAGACGUUUAAGACUUCGGUGGUGAAGAAUCAGCGCUCGCCUGUAUGGAAGCAGGACAAUUCUGCUUCAUUCGAAGUCCCGAGCGAUGAGAUGGUGGUAGAGGUCCGCAUUUUCAACGAGCACUUGUUCCGCACAACUGAGCUCAUCGCGACACUUUCGAUUCCGUUGAAGUCGCUGCCGAACAUGCAAAAGACGGCAAAGAAAUACCCACUGGCACUCGGCAGCCGUUCCGCCGGCGCGGUGCUGACCUUGUCACUGGAGUACGUGAACAAACAAAAGGCUUAUGAAGAAGACCAAGAGCGUGGCCGUCUCGGUCAUGACCUAGACAACAACGGCAUGAUGAAUGAGCGUGACGAAAUGGUCAAGAUCAAGGCCGAGGCUCAGAUGGCUGCUGAUGAAGCUACACAUCACGCUGCUCGAGCCCAGGAAGAAGCACACAUGCUGCUCGAGCAAUCCCGACAGAAGGCAGAAGCAGCUAUGGCAGCAGCUCGCGAAGAGCAGCGUGAAGGCAAGGCCGCUGUGGAGAAGGCCAUGGCAGAAGCAGCUCGCGCAAAAGAAGAAGCAGAAAAGCAGCUUGCGGAAGCCAGGCGAGCACAGGAAGAGGCUCAAAAGCUGAUCGAAGCAAACCGUCGUAUUCAGGAGUCUGACGUCCAGGGACCGUCGAUUUAUGGUGCGUACCGGCGCAUGAUCCAAGACGGAGAGUCAAAUGAGACCGUCAAGAAGAAAAUGCAAGAGGAUGGCGUUGAUGAGAUGGGUAUCCAGGCAUUCUUUGACGGCAUCAACGCGUACGACGAGAAGAUUCGAGCGUUACAGGCAGAAGUGGAAAAACUGAAGCGAAACCGUUCCGGUCGACAGAAAGAGGAGCCGAGAGCACAGGAUAUGCUAGCCAACCUGGAUAUCUCUAGCGACCAAGUGAAGUUGCUCCGUCGCCUACUGAAGCUGGAGAAGCAGUUGCAACAAGCUGGUAUUGCUGUUGCUGCCGACAUUCCUUACGAAGAAGCCAUGGCAAAGGUGCAAGAGAUCUCUAGGCGAAUGCAAGAGAUUGGUUCUGCUGAUGUGACGCAUCCGGAUCCAGCAAUCCAGAAGCAGCUUCGUGAAGAAUACUACCGCUUGGAGCAGGAUAUGGAGAAGUACAACACUGCCCUGAUGCUGACCGACGAGUAUGCCGCAGAAGAAGCGCGAAAGGAGCGUGAGUGGGAGGAGGAAAACUACGAAGAGAACGUAAAGGCCCUGAAGGCUGUACGGCGGAUGAUGCCGGUUGACGUGAAGAAGAUGUCGGAAGCUGAUUUGCAGACAGUGAAAUCACCGAACGGCAGGGUACUUCCUCGUGAAGUAGCUCGCAAGUUCAAGCGAACGAAUGUCCUGGAACUGAUUCGUAUGGACCCAGCAGACAUUGCAAAGAAUCACCCUUCGCUUCUGGAGAAUCUCCGUGUGACUGGUCUGACAGUGACUGAACGCCGGGCGAUGCACAUGCACUUGCGCGAUGUAGCAAAGACCUGGAAGACCCAACAGGGUGAAGAAAUGACGAAGAAGAAGUACGAGUGGUUCAAGGCGCUCAAAGAGACGUUCAAGACCGUUGUGAACUCAUACAACAAACACGUGAAGCAGUACGGGCCAGAGGACAACCAUCCGUAUGCCACGCGCGACGACCCGGACAUUGGCUGCCCCAUGAUUGGCAAGCAAUGCCCGAUCAAGGCAAACAAAAACCCUGCAUACGACCAGGACCUCGGCUAUCCCGACGGCGACGUGUACAUGGAAUCGACGGUACAAAAGGGCAACCCCGACGAUGCUGGUGCGCGAGCUUUGGCAGAAGCGCAAGAACUGGCUCGAGCAAAGCUUGCUAACUCGCGCGCUGACGCAUUGAAAAAGCAUUACCGCAACGUGCGAAUGGUGGCUGAAGCCAAUGGUGCAUGCGAGUUAAUCGACACAUCGCUGGAUCAAAUAGAGAAUCGACAGUUGCAGUGGUUCCAAGCUAGACUGAAGCGCCGGCUCGAGCGAACCGAGACUGCGGCCACAAUCAAGAUGGAGCUGGCCGAGUUUGGUGAAGUAGUGAACGAGAUCCGUUUGGUGAGUCUGAAGUUCGCCGAGCGGUCGGGCAUGAACCUGUCCGGCAAGCGGAAUGUGGCGCUUGAUGCCAAAGAUACGCGUUCCUGUAUUGAAUGCAACCUGAUCUUGAUGUACUGCGAAGCGGUGGUGGACUGUUUCGACGGUAUGGAUGAGCGCAUGGAUGAGGUGAAAGCAAGCGACAAGCGCUUGCGAUCGGCGAUUCCCGUCAUUCGGGGGUUGAUGAAGGAUCUGGGCGAAAAGAGUCAAAACACGCUCGACUCGAUGAAGGACAAGGGUCCACCGAUGACUCGUCGCGUGAAGACGCGAGUGGAGAUCAUGAAGGAAGCAAAGGAGAAGAACAAGAGUGAGGCGCCGCCGCCGGCCGAAACGAAACCGGCCGAGGAAGCGCCUGGCCCCAGUCGGGCGCCGCAUCCGCUGAUGGCUGGCCGAGGGAGGGGACGUAGUGGUCGCGGUGGCGGUCGUGACAACCUGUUUGCAGCGCUCAAGGGACGCGGCGGCGGUGGCGACGAUGGCGACAAUCCGCCAGGCCCGCCUGUCAACUUUCUGGCGUCCAUUCGCGGUCGUGGCCGCGGUGCUCCGGGUGGUCCAGGGCGUGGCGAUUUGUUUUCUGCCAUCAAGGGACGUGGUGGCGGUGACGGUGACGGUGGCGGUGGGCCACGAGGUGGUCUCAUGGCUGCUAUUGCUGCGCGAAAGAAGGAGUAG